CGAUUAUUCUACUGAAAAUCAAAUCAAAGUUUUUGUUUUUUUUAAAAAAAAAAUAAAGGCGCACGAAGGCCCACAACAGCAACAGGAGCCAUGAGUACGAUGAAGUUUUGCCGCGAAUGCAACAACAUACUGUACCCCAAGGAGGAUAGGGAGCGCAAGAUCCUUCUCUUCGCAUGCCGCAACUGCGAGCACCAGGAGGUUUCUGACAACAACUGUGUUUAUCGAAACGAGGUACUCCACUCUGUUGGUGAGCGCACUCAGAUCUUGCAGGAUGUGGCAUCAGAUCCAACGCUUCCUCGAACUAAAACUGUCCGAUGCGCUGCUUGCGGUCACCCUGAAGCUGUAUUCUUCCAGGCCCCGUCCAGAGGAGAGGAAGGCAUGACCCUUUUCUUUGUUUGCUGCAACCCCAACUGCGGCCAUAGGUGGAGAGAUCAGUGAGAUCAUCUCGUUUGUUGCUUUGGGCUCUACUCUGUUAUGAGGUAACAUUAGGAUCCAGUAAUGACAAAUUCCUUUUUUUUUUUUCUUUCUUUUUUGAACCUCCAAUCAAAUGAAACUUGGUAGUCAUAUUGGAAUGGGACAUAGAUUACUGAAUUGUUUCGCAUAAAAUUGAACUAUAGCAGAUCGGAUCGUAGUUAAAGGAGCUAGUUGGUUUUUAUGAUUUCAAUACACAGGCAUCUAUUAUAUCUUAGCGAGACUCUGGGAGCGAGAAGGAACUUUCCUCUUCCUCUGUAUUCUGAAGUGUGGCGUUUUUAUCAAAAUUUAAACACUUGAAUGUUGUUUUA
Ananas comosus (pineapple) is the source of this 782-nucleotide messenger RNA. RefSeq names its product DNA-directed RNA polymerases II, IV and V subunit 9A-like. Gene Ontology annotation, molecular function: nucleic acid binding; zinc ion binding; DNA-directed RNA polymerase activity. The record is from RefSeq and is a predicted model, not a curated record. Gene Ontology annotation, biological process: transcription-coupled nucleotide-excision repair; transcription initiation at RNA polymerase II promoter; DNA-templated transcription. Gene Ontology annotation, cellular component: RNA polymerase II, core complex. The transcript is spliced from 4 exons. Bases 91 to 438 code for a protein of 115 amino acids. NCBI's taxonomy places the organism in Eukaryota, Viridiplantae, Streptophyta, Magnoliopsida, Poales, Bromeliaceae.